Messenger RNA from Jaculus jaculus (lesser Egyptian jerboa), 1947 nucleotides. RefSeq names its product SAP30 binding protein (gene Sap30bp). The transcript is spliced from 11 exons. Gene Ontology annotation, biological process: regulation of DNA-templated transcription. The record is from RefSeq and is a predicted model, not a curated record. The coding region runs from base 38 to 964 and encodes 308 amino acids. Gene Ontology annotation, cellular component: nucleus. Lineage: Eukaryota; Metazoa; Chordata; Mammalia; Rodentia; Dipodidae.
GGUCAUCGGCGUGAGCCGCACUGGCGAUAGGAGGAAAAUGGCGGGGAAGAAGAAUGUUCUGUCGUCUCUGGCGGUUUACGCGGAAGAUUCAGAGCCCGAGUCUGAUGGCGAGGCUGGAGUCGAAGCUGUGGGCAGCGCGGCGGAAGAGAAAGGUGGAUUGGUAUCUGAUGCCUAUGGAGAGGAUGACUUUUCUCGUCUCGGAGGUGAUGAAGAAGGUUAUGAAGAAGAGGAGGAUGAGAACAGCAAACAGUCGGAAGAUGACGAUUCAGAGACUGAAAAACCUGAGGCUGAUGACCCAAAGGAUAAUACAGAAGUAGAGAAGCGAGAUCCCCAGGAAUUAGUGGCCUCCUUUUCUGAACGGGUCCGGAACAUGUCACCUGAUGAAAUCAAGAUACCCCCAGAACCCCCUGGCAGAUGUUCAAAUCACUUACAGGACAAAAUCCAGAAACUUUAUGAACGAAAAAUCAAGGAGGGAAUGGAUAUGAAUUACAUUAUUCAAAGGAAAAAAGAAUUUCGGAACCCCAGCAUCUAUGAGAAACUGAUCCAGUUCUGUGCCAUUGAUGAGCUGGGCACCAACUACCCAAAGGAUAUGUUUGACCCCCAUGGCUGGUCUGAAGACUCCUACUAUGAAGCAUUAGCAAAGGCCCAGAAGAUUGAAAUGGACAAACUGGAAAAGGCCAAAAAGGAACGCACCAAAAUUGAAUUUGUGACGGGCACGAAGAAGGGCACCACAACUAAUGCCACAGCCACCACCACUACUACUGCCAGCACAGCUGUUGCAGAUGCCCAGAAGAGAAAGAGCAAGUGGGACUCUGCCAUCCCUGUGACAACAAUAGCACAGCCCACCAUUCUCACCACCACAGCCACCCUACCAGCUGUUGUCACUGUCACCACAAGCGCCAGUGGCUCCAAGACCACCGUCAUCUCUGCUGUGGGCACCAUUGUGAAGAAAGCCAAGCAGUGACCAGGAGACACUCAGGACUUGAAAGGCUAUGUAGCCCAGUGGCCACCGCCCACUGGAGGCGCCUCUUUGUAUAUUUUAGAACUCGGUUGCGCUCCUAGGUGCCUUCGAAAAGGAGCCUUUGUGUGGCUGUUUUCAGGCCAUGUGAAGCUCAAGGGCCCCUCCAUCUUCUCAGUCGGGAUUAUUGCCUCAGGAUGAACAGUGGGGUGACAGAAUCCUAUAGCACUGUUCAAAGGAGUACCCAGGAACUCGCUGGUCAUUCCCAGUGCAUGCCUCUUGGCUUGGGCAGGUGGGAGUUCAAGGAGGAGUUCAGACACACCUUUAUGUCUGCUUCCCUGACCCCACGGCCGGACCUCCGCAGCGUCUGAAGUGGGAGCAGAGGCCUGUGCUCUUGGGUGCACUUGAACACUCCCUACACUGCUUCGGAUACACACCCAGGCUUUUGAAAUCGGGCCAGAUACCAGAGGCUGGGGUGUCAUUCCCUGACCUGCACAGGGAGGGGGCAAAGUGUGGGCACCUGGCCAAGGCUUCUCCAGUCCCUUGGUGCCCAGUGAGCGUGGCCAGUAGGAUCCACGCAGUGGGGGAGAUGAAUCACCUCCUGCUCUGGCUGGGCCCCAGCGCAUUGUUUAUGUGAAAGCCCUGCUCUCGGGAGGGCUUCUGCCACCCCGCCCUUCCUCUGCCGUUAUCUCUGCCCAGCAGCAGCCCCUGGCAGUACCAAUGGUCUCCCUGCUGUGCUUGGGACCUAAGCAGGUUCCUCAGUCACUGCCAGCCCCAGAUUCAGGAAGGGACAGUCUGCCCCAGGUGCCCUUUGCCUUCGGGUAGUUACCCUCCAGCGGAAGAGCUGAGUGUCAAACAAGGAAGGCAGGCUGUGAAGAGUCCUGUUGCUUCGGUGGGCCAUAGAGACUGAAAAAAGUGGCCCUGAGAUUGUGGCAGGUACUGUUGUAUGACACUCUCCUAAAGUCCCUGGAAUAAAACAUUAAGUCACA